Messenger RNA from Rubroshorea leprosula, 1119 nucleotides. The record is from the annotation of a GenBank genome assembly. NCBI's taxonomy places the organism in Eukaryota, Viridiplantae, Streptophyta, Magnoliopsida, Malvales, Dipterocarpaceae.
GAACGCACGCUCUGAGUUUUCGUAUCGUAUCUCUCUCAAUUCUCCUCCUCCUCCUCUCAUCUCAUCCCUCUCUUGAUCCAUGGCGGAGCACGAAGAGUCCACGACGCUGCUGGAGAAGAUCGUUGAGAAGAUACACGGCCACGACGGUUCGGCUUCCUCCUCCGAUUCUGACGACAACAAGCCAUCGCAUGCGCAUGUCGACGCCUUCAAGUCCAAGAUUAAUCGCAUCUUCGGCAGGGAGAAACCCGUGCACAAGGUCUUAGGCGGGGGCAAACCGGCUGAUGUUAUUCUGUGGAGGAACAAGAAGAUAUCAGCUGGUGUGCUUGGUGUUGCCACUGCAUUGUGGUUUCUCUUUGAGGUGCUUGAGUACCACUUAGUCACUCUGGUCUGCCACAUAUUGAUGGUUUCUCUGGCUAUCCUUUUCUUAUGGUCCAAUGCAGCUGUGUUUAUCAACAAGUCUCCUCCUCAGAUUCCAGAAGUUGUACUUCCUGAGAAGUGCAUACUUGAAAUUGCUUCUGCACUGAGAAUUGAAAUUAAUAGGGGUUUGGCUGUUGUGCGUGAGGUUGCUUCAGGGAGAGAUUUGAAGAAGUUUCUUGGUGUUAUAGCAGGAUUGUGGGUUCUGUCCAUUUUGGGUAACCGGUUCAGCUUCUUGACCUUGUUCUACAUAGUGUUUGUUCUGCUACACACUGUACCGGUUCUCUAUGAGAAACAUGAGGACCAGGUUGAUUCAUUUGCUGAGAAGGCGAUGAUUGAGAUCAAGAAGCAGUAUGCAGUGCUUGAUGAGAAGGUUUUGAGUAAAAUUCCCAUACAUCAAGUUCUAGGACAAGUGAAAGAUAGUAAGAAAGAUUAGUCGACAUAAAUGGAACGCUUGUCUUUCUGUGAAUGGAUGACCAUGUUUUGGUCCUCCUCGUCUCUACUUUGUUUUGGUCCUUUACAUCUCUAGAACCGUUGUUUCUAAUUUAUAUUUUUCACACAUUGUCAUUGAAUAUGGUACUGAAAAGUUUUUAGUUUUAGAUCACAUGCUUUGCUGAUCUAUUCAGGCCAGCAUUGUUCAACAUUUAGAAACAUAAUUGUGCAGUUUUAUUGGGUCUAAAAAUUUAAUAAAUGGCAUUGUAUCUU